Molecule: messenger RNA, 866 nt
Organism: Prosopis cineraria
Lineage: Eukaryota; Viridiplantae; Streptophyta; Magnoliopsida; Fabales; Fabaceae
Product: transcription factor PRE6-like
Exons: 2
Coding region: 326-604 (92 amino acids)
Biological process (GO): regulation of DNA-templated transcription; regulation of growth
Molecular function (GO): protein dimerization activity
Source: RefSeq, a predicted model, not a curated record
AUCCAAUAUCGCUGUCUUUGCUAUUGUACUCUCUUUCUCUCUCCCUCCCUCCCUCUCCCUUGUGGUCCUUCCCCCGCUCUUUAAAUCUCUUAUCACUUUCUUCAUUUCUGCAUACCUAAGCUUACAUCUAACACUAGCUCCUCCUCUCUCUCCUUCUUCUCCUUCUCUUAUUAAUUUUCUCUCCCCUUCCCCUGCUCCUUCUUAGUUCCUUCUUUGCUUGUCUGCUUUUGAACUGAAGUGGGAAGCGACUAGCUGACCAGGCUCUCGCUAUCGUCUUACAAGUUAAAUUCAGCACAACUACCCCAGAAAAGCUCUAGGCUGAGACAUGUCUAGCAGAAGGUCCAGGCAGCAAUCGGGUUCUACAAGAAUCUCUGAUGACCAAAUCAUCGAGCUCGUUUCCAAGUUGCGUCAACUUGUUCCAGAGAUUCGCGAUAGACGCUCCGGCAAGGUAUCAGCGUCCAAGGUCCUACAGGAGACCUGCAACUACAUCAGGAACUUGCACAGAGAAGUGGACGACUUGAGCGAGCGACUCUCUCAGUUGCUGUCCACCAUUGAUGCUGAUAGUGCCGAGGCAUCCAUCAUCAGGAGCCUAAUUAACCAAUAAGCAAUCAUGUAAUUGAGUGUGCCUUUUAAUUUCUUCUUCCGCAAGAUUAUAUUAUAAGAGUGUACUUUUUCAUUUAAUUAAUUAGGGCGGGUUAGCUUCCCAGCAGGCAAGAGUGCAGUUUGAGGUGUACGCUUUGUACGGUACCCCCUUAUGAUAGGUAAGGCACUUGCGAGAAAGGCUUUGCAAUAAAAUUAACGAGUUGUACUUCUAGAUCUCUUUAUAUAUUCUAUGGGAGCCCAAAAUGCAGUGGUUGUUAAAUUAA